AUGGCUGAGUUGUACCCAUCUCUUACCCAAUGCGCCAUCGUCGCAACGGCGUUCAAAAUCCUCCUCUUCCCCGCCUACAAGUCGACCGACUUCGAGGUUCAUCGCAAUUGGCUAGCUAUCACCCAUUCGUUACCAGUACAGGAAUGGUACUACGAGAAAACCUCGGAGUGGACGCUUGACUAUCCUCCUUUCUUCGCGGUCUUUGAAUGGGCACUUUCGCAGCUGGCGCAAUAUGUGGACCCGGCGAUGCUAGAUGUCCAGAACCUCAACUACGAUUCCUGGCAGACUGUAUAUUUUCAGCGAGCGACAGUCAUUCUGAGCGAGCUUGUCCUGUUCUAUGCUCUGAACCGAUUUAUCAGAUCCGAUCCGCAACCUACUAAACACCUUGCCCAUGCCGCCAGCUUGUCGAUACUGCUAUCACCCGGAUUGUUCAUCAUCGAUCAUAUUCAUUUUCAAUACAAUGGCUUCCUGUACGGCAUUCUGGUACUGUCUAUCGUCUGGGCUCGGAAGCAGUCGAAAUUGCUGUAUAGCGGAAUCGCCUUCGCCGUUCUACUCUGCCUAAAGCACAUCUAUCUCUACCUUGCCCCUGCAUACUUUAUCUACCUGCUGCGAGCAUACUGCCUGGACCCGAAAUCUGUUUUUCGGCCUCGAUUUGGAAAUGCUUUCAAGCUAGGCCUCAGUAUAAUUACGGUGUUCGGGCUUGCGUUCGGACCAUUUGUUUACUGGGGCCAACUGCUCCAGCUGAAAGAUCGGCUGUUCCCAUUCUCCAGAGGCUUAUGCCAUGCUUACUGGGCCCCAAAUGUCUGGGCUAUGUAUUCAUUCACGGACCGCAUCCUGAUUCCAUUUGCACCGAAACUUGGACUGCCGGUCAACCAAGAUGCUCUAACAAGCGUCACUCGCGGCCUCGUCGGUGACACUUCUUUCGCGAUUUUGCCAGAGAUUUCAAAAGAGUACACAUUUGUUCUGACGCUCCUAUCUUUAAUACUCCCCCUCAUUAAACUCUGGCUUCGUCCAGACUACUAUACCUUCGUCGGAGCCCUCACCCUCUGUGGUUACGCGUCCUUCCUCUUCGGCUGGCACGUCCACGAAAAAGCUAUCCUCCUCAUCAUCAUCCCCUUUAGUCUAAUCGCCCUCAAAGACCGUCGCUAUUUCUCGGCAUUCCGUCCCAUCGCCGUCGCAGGCCACGUCUCGCUUUUCCCGCUCCUUUUCACCGCCGCAGAGUUCCCACUUAAGACCGUCUACACGUUACUCUGGCUGAUCCUAUUCCUAUUCGUUUUCGAUCGCAUUGCGCCGGUUCCCGAGCGGCCGAGGAUUUUCCUUGUCGACAGGUUUAGUCUCCUGUAUAUUACUGUAUCGAUCCCGUUGAUACUUUAUACGUCGCUGGUGCAUCAGCUUAUUUUUGGGCUGGAAAGUUCAAUUACGCCCUCGCAACCCCUGGAACAAAGGAUACCAUCUCCGGUGACGAGUGCAUCUCACUCUAGCCUGAGAUUCUGGUAUAGGAUGUCCGCAAAGGCUUCAAUGACGCCCUGA
This is a messenger RNA of Aspergillus nidulans FGSC A4, 1530 nucleotides long. RefSeq names its product dolichyl-P-Glc:Glc1Man(9)GlcNAc(2)-PP-dolichol alpha-1,3-glucosyltransferase. The transcript has 7 exons. The record is from RefSeq and is a predicted model, not a curated record. Gene Ontology annotation, cellular component: endoplasmic reticulum membrane. The coding region runs from base 1 to 1530 and encodes 509 amino acids. Gene Ontology annotation, molecular function: glycosyltransferase activity; dolichyl pyrophosphate Glc1Man9GlcNAc2 alpha-1,3-glucosyltransferase activity; hexosyltransferase activity. Lineage: Eukaryota; Fungi; Ascomycota; Eurotiomycetes; Eurotiales; Aspergillaceae. Gene Ontology annotation, biological process: glycoprotein biosynthetic process; protein N-linked glycosylation; dolichol-linked oligosaccharide biosynthetic process.